This is a messenger RNA of Thalassophryne amazonica, 1759 nucleotides long. Its product is annotated as endothelial zinc finger protein induced by tumor necrosis factor alpha-like. Gene Ontology annotation, biological process: regulation of transcription by RNA polymerase II. Bases 559 to 1629 code for a protein of 356 amino acids. The transcript has 4 exons. Lineage: Eukaryota; Metazoa; Chordata; Actinopteri; Batrachoidiformes; Batrachoididae. Gene Ontology annotation, molecular function: DNA-binding transcription factor activity; RNA polymerase II cis-regulatory region sequence-specific DNA binding. The record is from RefSeq and is a predicted model, not a curated record.
UGACGUCAGGAUUGGAUGGGUUAGUUUUCUGGCUUUGUGCGAAACGACCAGCGACUCGUUGAUGUUUGGGAUCAGCAGAAUCUAAGUAACCUUAUAUUUUCGUCCUAACGCUUUCACAAACGUUGUACUGUUGAAUGUAUGAACGAAUGAAUUGUAUAAGAGAGAAAUGGCGUUGUAGCACGUCGGAAAUGCUAGCAACCUGAUUUUACGGUAAAUCGGUGUAUGGAAGCUAACCAGGCUGCUAUUAUCAGUGCUGGUUAUUACGGAGGGAUUAUUAAAGCGUCGUUUAAAAUAGUUAGCAUGUUUACAAUCUCGGAGCAUCUCAAGUAGCCAAAUAAUUUCAGCUGAAAUCUGGCUGUACUGCUGCAGUUAACGGCUGUCCUCAUUACUAUUUGUGCUCUUUUGUUAUUAUUUAAGCCCAUUCAUUCAGUGGGCGCCCAGCUGUCGCUUUGUGACAUAUCAAAGACACUGCUCUUUAAAAAAAAAAAAAAGCCCUCUUUCCUUUUGGGUACUGAAUAUAUUUUAAUAGUGCAAAAUAAAUCUUUUUCUUAUUUCGUGAUGUUUGAUUGUUAUCAUGGAAGGAAGUACUGCUUUUCACAGACCGGUUGCAGAGGAGACAUGCAGAGUCUGACCCAAACCAGCAGCGGACCCAACGCUAUGACUGACACUGAGGCUGAGCCGGUACAAAGCCAGACACACACUGAAGAAGUGGUGAAGAACAUGACCGCUCCCAGUGAGGUGGUAAUAGCAUCACAAGCAACUGAGGCAGGACUGCAAAGUGCAGAAGCACAAGCAGCUGCAGUGACAGAACCUGCUUCAGAAUCGCUCAUUGAGACCUCACUUAACAAUGGAUUGGAGAAACCGAGCAGGCCUGCAGCACUGUUACCCAGUAAAAAUAAGAAUUCCUGUGUUCUGAAGGUGAAGAAACAGGAUAAAGGUGUGCGUGAUGGCAAGAAGUAUAUUCCAUCCAAGAAGGCCAUGAUAGAUCCUCUGAAGAUGGACAUGUCCAAGCCCCCAGUUGUUCCUCUCACAUCGUCUCAGCUUUCCUUGCAGUGCAUUGAGUGCCACAUCAUUUUCAGCGAUCACAAGAGCAAAGAGCGUCACUUGAAGUUGUCCCAUCCUGCAGAAUACGAGCAGUGCAUACUGAGGAAUGCACUUUUUGCUUGUUACGUUUGUGACCGCCACUUCACAAAUUCCACUGAACUUAUGGCUCACCAGAAAACCCACAUAGAGAAGAAACCCUUCAAGUGUCCAAUCUGUGCUCAGGCCUUCAAAAAGACAUCAGAGCUCACGCUCCACAAAAAGGUUCACUAUGGUCAGGGUGGGUAUGCAUGCGCAGACUGUGGCAAACCUUGCAAAACAUUGACCCUGCUGAAGUACCACCACCGCACGCACACCGGGGAGAGGCCAUAUGUUUGCAGGGAGUGUGGAAAGAGGUUCAGCAUGUCCAAAGCUCUUCAGAAACAUAUAGAGUCACAUGGACCAGAGGGAGCUGAAGGACAAGUGCAAGAUUCCUCUGCCACUGCAAAUGCACAGCUGAAGAAGAACGACGGUGCUUCUACAGUAAAUAUCCCUGUUCUAUAUGCAAAGCCGUCUUCAAGUCUACAAAAACACGUCUACGUCACAUAAAAACCAAGCACAACGUGGUGUCUCCUGCAGCCUGUAAUGCCCUCCCAAAAGGGCAGCAAGAGAAACAGAAUACACCCAUUAUAACCCCAAUAUCUAUCUGCCAACCAGGACUGCUACAAGUGGAGCCCAA